Molecule: messenger RNA, 1697 nt
Organism: Osmia bicornis bicornis
Lineage: Eukaryota; Metazoa; Arthropoda; Insecta; Hymenoptera; Megachilidae
Product: venom serine carboxypeptidase
Exons: 2
Coding region: 85-1500 (471 amino acids)
Biological process (GO): proteolysis
Molecular function (GO): serine-type carboxypeptidase activity
Source: RefSeq, a predicted model, not a curated record
AUUCGUUUUGCGUUUGAUCGGGACAAUUACGUUUCGAUCUCGUGGGCGAGAUUUGAAAGUGGUUUUUCUAGACCGUUAGGUUUAAUGAGAAACACCAUGAAGAGGCUCGUGUUCGUCUUACAGAUCGCUUUCUUUAUCUCAGUCGUAAGUGGAUUCAUAAACGUUUAUCCUAAAUUGAAAAGUUAUCCAUUUCCCGACGAUGAAGAUACGGGAGAGCCUCUAUUCUUGACGCCUCUUAUCGAAAGUGGCAAGAUAGAAGAGGCUCGUAACAAAGCGGUCGUACAGCACAAAGAAAUGGAUGAUGUCAGCAGUUAUGCCGGUUACCUAACCGUCAAUAAAUAUUACAAUUCGAACAUGUUCUUUUGGUUUUUCCCAGCUGUGCACAAUCCGAAAACUGCUCCUGUAAUGUUAUGGCUUCAAGGGGGUCCAGGUGCUACAUCCAUGUUUGGUUUAUUUAUUGAAAAUGGUCCAUUCAUAGCAACUGCAAACAAAACUCUUGCAAUGCGUAAAUAUUCUUGGAACAAGUCACAUAAUAUAAUUUAUAUCGAUAAUCCGGUGGGUACUGGAUAUAGUUUCACUGAGAAUGAUAAAGGAUAUGCCACCAAUGAAACUCUUGUGGGAAGGGAUGUUCAUACUGCACUGGUACAGUUCUUCAAACUGUUCCCAGAACUACAGAACAAUGAUUUCUAUGUCGCUGGUGAAUCUUAUGCUGGGAAAUAUGUACCUGCAGUGUCUCAUGCAAUCAAAGAUUUCAAUAUCAAAGCAAAGACAAAGAUAAACUUGAAGGGUUUGGCAAUUGGGAAUGGUUUGACUGAUCCAGAGAAUCAGUUACACUAUGGAGAUUAUUUGUAUCAGUUGGGAUUAGUUGAUGAAAAUGGAAGAGACUUGUUCCAUAAGUAUGAAGAAGAGGGAAGAAGUCUGAUUAGACAAGAGAAGUAUGAAGAAGCCUUCCAAGUGUUUGAUGACCUUCUUAACAGUGACUUAACUGGGUAUCCAUCAUUGUUCAAAAACUUGACUGGAUUUGAUUACUACUUCAAUUAUCUGCAUACCAAAGACUCGAAUGAUUCUGACUAUAUGUCAGAAUGGAUUCAGAGGCCAGAUGUGAGGAAAGCAAUACAUGUUGGUAAUUGCUCAUUCCAUGUUGAAGAUAAUACAGUAGAAAUGCAUCUAAAAGCUGAUGUUAUGAAGUCUGUGGCAGUCCUUGUAUCAGAUCUUACACAGCAUUAUAGAGUUCUCUUGUACAAUGGACAGCUUGAUAUUAUUGUUGCUUACCCUCUGACAGAGAGUUAUUUGCAACAAUUAAAAUGGCCUGGUGCUGAAAAAUAUAAAGUAGCUCUUAGAAAACAGUGGUGGGUUGAAAAUGAAUUAGCUGGAUAUUCAAAAACUGUUGAUAACUUAACUGAAGUUAUGGUAAGAAAUGCUGGUCAUAUGGUUCCUGCAGAUCAGCCUAAAUGGGCUCUUGAUCUCAUUACUCGUUUUACACACAAUAAAAGUUUCUAAUUACUUGUAUCAACCAAUCUGACAAAAUAUGUGAUAAUUCUUAUUAUAGUUGUACUUACUGCAGUAUAGCCAUAAGAAAAUGUUAACUUAAGCUAUAUGGCAACGAAUAAAACUGAAACGUAAUCAUACUACAAAUGCAAUACUGAUAUGUAAUUUUAUAAUGAAAGAGGUAGUAAACUUUUAUUGAUACAUGAAAA